This is a messenger RNA of Drosophila biarmipes, 520 nucleotides long. RefSeq names its product cystatin-like protein. Bases 49 to 429 code for a protein of 126 amino acids. The record is from RefSeq and is a predicted model, not a curated record. NCBI's taxonomy places the organism in Eukaryota, Metazoa, Arthropoda, Insecta, Diptera, Drosophilidae. Gene Ontology annotation, molecular function: cysteine-type endopeptidase inhibitor activity. The transcript has 2 exons.
CGCCGAAACUUUCAGUAGUUGUCUAGCAACAGUCGAGAUCAAAACAAGAUGGCAUCGAAAUCGUUCUACAUUUGUGGAUUGGUUCUGCUCAGCCUUGCUGUGGCGGCCAUGUCCAGCGAAGAAAUACUUCUAGGAGGGAUUCGCGAGUUGGAGGGCAAUGAUAGGAAGAAUGCCAUAGAACUCCUGAACACCUGCCUUGGCCAGUUGGCCUCCGGAGAUGGCCCCAGCUACACGGCAGUUAAGGUGACCUCUGUGACGGGUCAGGUUGUGUCUGGAACCCUCAACACGUUCGAGGUGGAACUCGACAAUGGAUCAGAGAAGAAGCAGUGCAACGCCAAAAUUUGGACCCGGCCCUGGCUGAAGGAGAACAGCACCAACAUCAAGAUCAAGUGCACCGGCGAAGAUGAUGAGCUCGACCGCACUUGGUAAAACGUUUUUACCUAAAACAAAAGCACACAAUACAUAAUUUUACAUUUUGUUUUGGAAUUUUAAAAUAAACAUAUAAUUCUAAACAAUUUAA